UGUCUACACCUGCGAGUAUCCCAUAUGCCGUAAUUUUUGUCCCGGGUAAUACUUAGUUCGGACCCGUCGCGGGGCUAGUCCUACGGCUUGGCUUCCUGUCCGGCACUGCACAACAGUGCUAGCUUUCGCCAGUUAAAAAUCAAUAUCGUCGCCGUGCCUUGUUUGCAGAGCAUUGCCAGAGGCGACCCUCACUACACAGAGGCUAAAAAGCGGUCAAUCGCCAAUAUUCAAGAAUAUUGAUACCCCAAAGAGAUAUCCCACGAGGAAUCUUGACGGGGGACACGAGGAGAAUUAUGAAGCUCGUUUGCCAUGUCUAAGGCGGCGGUGAAGAAGCUGCAUUGGCGCUCCAAAGUGCACGAGAGCUUUGUGCCGCUGGACGGGGCCUCGGGCGACCUGGGCGUGGCCGUGGGGGGCGGGGCGGACUAUGGAGAGUUCCCAUUCGUCACCGCGGCCCACGGGGGCGGGUUCACAGUGGGUGACGUCAUCUUAGAGAUCGGCGGGACACCGGUGCUUGGCAUGACGCUGGGAGACGUGCGAGGGGUCCUCAACUCCUGCCCACAUCCCGUCCGCAUCAAGACUGUGUCACCAGGCUCCACCUUGUGUAAAGACUUGAGGCUGUACCUCAGUAAGUGCUUCACUCCGGGCUCCAUGGACAGCCAGCUGCAGCAGGUCAUCCGGGAGAACCUCUACCUGCGAGCCGUGCCCUGCACCACUAGACAGGUGCGUGAUGGCGAGCUCCCGGGGGUCGACUACAACUUCGUCUCUGUGGAGGAGUUCUUCUCCCUGGAGGAGUCCGGCGCCCUGCUGGAGAGCGGCAAGUUUAAAGUUUAUCCCUGUUCUGGCGUAUGUCUUGUGUCUUCCGUGUGUUCUGGCCAAGGAGGUUCGGCCGGAGCGUCCAGCCUGCCGGCGCCCACCCUGUCCCCCUCGAGGUCACGUGACUCCAGCGGGGGCGACGCCAACGGCCUGGGGCACCACCUGGAGAACGGGUUCGGACGCCACCGACGCAGCUCCCGGCGGCGCACAGUGUCCCGCAGCAACUGGGAGAUGGUCUACGGCGACUCAGGGGACUCAUACUACGUAGACCACAGCUCCAAGACAUCCAGUUGGCCUGAACCUCGGCCUGUUAGCAGGGAAAACAGCUUCAGCAAAACGGGCUUGCCAAUCUUCACGGAGCAGCCGGGGGAGCUGCGUGGCUACUCGGUGCACGCUCGCCUCUCCAAGGGGCCCCGCGGCUUCGGCUUCAACAUCGUGGGAGGCAGCCGACCCCAUGAGUUCCUGCAGGUGUAUAGCGUCACGCCCGGGGGACCGCCCACGCUUAAUACAGCGGACAUCCUGGUGUACAUCAACGACACGUGCGUGCUGGGCUGGUCCCACAGGCAGGCGGUGGAGAUGCUGAAGUGCGUCCCGAUUGGUGGGAGCGUGGACGUGGUGGUGCGGCGUGGCUACCCCAUGCUCUACGACCCCGACGGCUGCCCCAAGCAGCCUCUGCCCUCGCUGCCCGGCGACGCGCUCCCCGGCGCCCCCUACCACCACCACCACCGCCCCACCACCACCCAGCCCCAGCCCCAGUCGCUGCCUCUCCCCCACCUGCACCUCAACGGGGUGCUGCCCAAUCACCUGCCUCCACACCCUGAGCGCACCUACACCAGCAUCCACAGUAUCUGCACCUACACCAGCAUACACAGCCGGAGGAUGGCGCGUAUGAGCGUGGACACCAACGGCAACUCGUCCCCCAUGUCGGGGUCACCUCAGCGGGGGGCCACGAUGUCCUCGUACCCCUCCUACUCCAGCAUGGGGCCCGUGGUGUCGCGGCCACACUCCUCACGGGGGUACCAUAGCAACCACCAUAGCCCCCACAGCCCCCACCACCUGCACUACGGCAACGACAACCUGGCCAGCCAGAGCGACAGCGAAGUCGUGUCAGCUAUUGGCUCACACAGAGCUUCACUCAUCCGCAACCACAACAACAACUCCUUGGGCACCCCCACUCCUCUCCGCCUCCACUCGGCCAAGUCUUCAGAGAGCGACCUCUCCACCUACGCCCCCGUGCUCCCCAUCUCCCACCUCCCCUUGCCCCAGCCGGAGAUGGGUGGCCUCCCCUUACCAGCUCGUCCGCGCUCCUCCUCCAACUCGCUCACCUCCUCCUCUCCGCCCGUGCGCGUGCGCCGGCCCAGCAGCAGCAGCGGAGGCGGCAGCUUCCACCGGCCCAAGCCCCACCCCCACCCGGCGCUCCUCACGCUCCCCACCCCGGCCCGGGGCCUCUCCACCUCCUCCGACCCCUUCUCCCCGGGCCCUGGCAGCGGAGGACUAGGAGGAGGGUCCCCGCACCACCACCACCACCCCCAUCACCACCACUACAGUCUGAACGGUGUGGGGGGGGCCAGCGGCAGUAGCUGUGGAGGCAGCCCCAACAGCAGCACGCUGUCUCCGGGGGGGCUGAGCAGCGGCGGCAGUGGUGGUGGUGGAGGUGGAGGGGUUGUCAGAGCGAGACGACGGGGGCGGGGGAGGGGGAGGGGGGGCAUGGGCUUCAGCGUGACGGCUGGGGGGCAGGGGGGGCGGCUGGCCAUCGUCAAGCGGGUGUGGGACCGCCGGCAGUGCGCCGGACUCCAGCCGGGAGACGCCAUCGUCAAGAUCAACGGGGCCGACGUGCAGAGCCUCAGCUUCGCACAGGUCCAGAGGGUGCUGCAGGAGCACACUAAGCGAGGGGAGGUCAUCCUGCUGGUCUACAGGGGAGGUUCCAUCUACUCCUCCGUGUCUCCGGCCCCCGUGCGUCGGCACCGCCCGCCCCCCUCCCCGCACCUCACGCCCCGCAACACUCAGGCCGAGACCACCACCAACUCCUCCCUGCCGCCCCGCACCUCCCUGACUCCGCCCCCUCCCUCGCUGGUGCGCUCCUCAUUGGUGCAGAGCACCAGCUUCCUGGACUCAGUGCCUGUCACCCUCACCAUGGAGCCUCGCGAUUGGAUGAGCGCGGACGAGGCGGGCAGCAGCCCCCGGCAGCACGGCGGCGGCUCCUCUCGGAGGAGGGAGGAGAGGGAGAAGCUGAGGGGCGCCACUCCCCCCAAUGGACCCCCGCCGGGGCCCCCGCCCGUCCUGCGCGGGUACGAGGUGGAGCUGAAGAGGAGGGCCGGCGAGGGAUUCGGGUUCGUCAUCGCCUCGCAGGACGUGGAGAACGGCAGAGCCACCUCUCUCCUCCCUCAUCGCUUCGUGACGGUGCGGAGGGGCAGUCCGGCGGCCCGGAGUGGUCAGAUCCGCCCUGGCGAUCGCCUGGAGGCCGUCGAGGGCCGCUCGGUCGUCACGCUGCCGCACCGCGAGCUCGCACAGAUCCUGCGACGCGCCGGCAACUCGCUACGCCUCACCAUCGUACCACGCUCCAGCGCACAUGCUGCAGACAAUGCGGAGCAUGAGACCAACCACCGCAGCCGCAAGGGGCACAAGUCGCGGCCCAAGGUGAGGGAAGAGCAGCAGCCCCAGCCUCAGCAGCAGCAGCAGGACGCGCGCUACUACAGCGUGGACCUGGAGAGGGGGCCCACGGGCUUCGGCUUCAGCCUGAGGGGGGGCAGCGAGUACAACAUGGGCCUCUACGUACUGGGACUCAUGGAGGGGGGGCCUGCGUCACGCAGCCACCGGAUACAGGUGAGUGACCAGCUGGUGGAGAUCAACGGCGAGAGCACCACGGGCAUGAGCCACGGCCAGGCGGUGGAGAGGAUCCGCACCGCAGGACACCACAUACGCCUGGUGCUCAAGAAGGGCAACGGAUACGUCCCCGACUACGGUACGGAGCCAGCUCCAGGCCGUAAUCGCCCAGCAGCCCUCUCCUCUUCCUCUCUCCACUCCCCUGAGCCGCAUCUGGCUGCAGUAGACCGCCGCAGCAGGAGCAGGAGCAGGAGGGGAGGAGGAGGCCGCCGGUCCAGAGGAGGAGACGCAGGAGCAGCAGCAGGAGCAGGGGAGAGGAGGGGGAGGUCACGCGAGAGAGGCCAGGAGGUGAGGAGCCCCAGCUCUCCUCCUGGGAGACGCAGCAGGUCGGAGGUGGGGAGUCUAAGAUCUCCUCGAGGGAGAAGGAGCAGGUCGGAGGUGGGGAGUCCAAGAUCUCCUCGAGGGAGACGCAGCAGGUCGGAGGGAGGAGGAGGAGGACGGAGAAGCCGAGCAAGAGGAGGACGGGACAGAGGAGAAAGAGGUGGAGGAGGAGGAGAAGAGGAGAAAAGGAGUAGGAGACGGAAAGUUACAAGUCCUACCUCCACUGAUAUCAGAAGCCAGGAGGAAGAUGAUGGGGAGGAGGAAGAGGAGGUCAGACGAGGAGGUCAAAGGUCACGCUCUCUAUCAGCCAAUCAGGAGAGGAGGAGGAGGAGGACUACGAGGAGGAGGAGGAGCAGCAGCUCGCCCAGAAGGAGAAACACCACCAGCAGGAGGAGGAGGAGCCACAGCGAUGAGGAGCUGACCGUGAGGUCACACAGAGGAGAGAGCGAGAAAGGAGAAGAAAGAGAGGGCAGAACGAAGGAGAGAGAGAAGAGGACAAGGGAGAGGGAGGUGCGGAGUCCGAGCAUGGAGAGAAUUAGGUGGCUGGAGAGUCUGAACGGAGAGGAAGAGGAGGAGGAGGAGGAGCAGGAGGAGCAGUACAGAGGGGGUGGCGAUGGUGAUGAUGAUGAUGAUGAUGAAGGCUUCAUGCCAAUUCCAAAUCAGAGGCUGCCCAGGCCCAGACACGGCUGGGAGCAACGAGGAGAGAUUUGGGACAGUGAGGAAGAUGAGGAGGAGGAGGGGGAGGAGGAGGAAGGGGUGUUGGAGGAAGAGGCCGGGUGGGAGGGAGACGCAGACGUGGAGGAACAGGAGGAGAGGGUUCGGGCCUGGGCGUCAGAGGUGCAGAGGGAGAGAGAGAUGCUGGGACUGGGGAUGGAGGAGGAGGAGGAGGAGGGGGAGGAACCAGAAAUUGCUGGCCUGAAGGAAGAGGAGGAUGAUGGAGAGGAGGAGGAGAGGGAGGAGAGCAGGUGUGGUGGAGGAGGUCCAAAGCAGCUGCCCCGUCUCUCUGGCGUCCCCGUCCUCCCAGUGGGGGCCAAGCCUCAACUCUACGUCCCGGUGCUGCCACCUGCUGUCUCUCCCAGGCAGCAGCUACAGCCACUGACCAGCCCCAGCCAGCCCCUUAAAACGCACCCGUUCUCCUUCCUGCGCUCCCCGGGGUCCCAGGCGGGGUACGCCGAGUCCGAGGCCAGCAUCUCAAUCUCAGUCACCAGCACCACCGCCGCCAGCAUCUCCGGACUCUCAUUGGCUAAUCUGCCUGUCCCUCAUGAUGAAAACGGGGAUGGGAUCAAUCGAAUCUCCUCCAGAGCUCUUCAGCCCGGACCCUGGCUCAGACCCAGCUCACUCACCCUCCGAGAGAUCGCCCAGCAGCGCCUGUCCAGGAGACGCAGAGACACAGGAGGAGGAGGAGGAGAUGGUGAUGGAGAUGGAGGAGGAGGAAGAGGAGGAGGAGGAGGAGGAGGAGAUGGAGAUGGAAGAGGAAGAAGAGGAAGAGGAGGAGGAGAUGAUGAAGAUAUAUUAGAAAGAGUUCCAAAGUUUAUCCAGUGAAUGAAAUAUGAUGUAGAAAGAGUACCCAUGAUAUUUAUCCAGUGAAUGAAAGGAAAGAUGGUUUAGAAAGGGUAGCCUACCCACGAGGUUUGUCCUCCAGUGAUUUAAAGCUUUUCAAGGAGGGAGAGCCUGCUUGUCCACAGCCCAGAUCACCCAGGGAGAGGUGUCAGAAACCUGGGGCUGUGUUUCUCGAAAGCAUAGUUGUUACCCAGUUAGCAACUUGGUUAAUUGUCAAUGGGAAAUUGCAUUACAAAGUAGCUAACAUACGUACGGUAGUCAGCAACAAUGGUUUCGAGAAAUGCACCCCCUGGUUUAGAAGUAAAAAACCCCGCCACAGUUUCCUUCCAAAACAGGUGACUCCACUGUAGGGCUGUAACGAUAUUGUAGCGAACUGAGAAAUCGUGAUACUGUAUCGUGACACAAGGAGGCAGUAUCGUGAUAUGCCCUUUCAAAGUUUUAUUACCCAUUAGUUCAGAAAACAACCUUAUGAUUUGAUGUCAUAGUGUUUCCAAACUUCAGUGGGGAUACAUUUCAGAAAUCGUGGGGUGUAUCGAACCAUAGGUCAAAAAUCGUGAUACGAACCGAAUCGUGAGUUGAGUGUAUCGUUACAGCCCUACUACACUGAGUUAACUGCUACAGCUGUCUUGCUGAGUACUCAAUAUAAUCAGUUGACUCAGAGCUGCUGCUUGGAUCAAAAUGUUGUCAGGGUUUUUACUUUCUGAGUUAAGAACUGACACUUCAGGGAACCAUCAGACCUGGGCACCACCUGAGAGGAGAAGCGACGGAGAAGAAAGAGGAGAAAAUGGUGGACAAUGAGAUGAAGAUGAAGGAGCAAUGAAAGUGGAGGAGAUGGAAAAGAGAGAGAGA
Engraulis encrasicolus (European anchovy) is the source of this 6426-nucleotide messenger RNA. RefSeq names its product membrane-associated guanylate kinase, WW and PDZ domain-containing protein 3 (gene magixb). Gene Ontology annotation, molecular function: protein binding. Bases 310 to 5559 code for a protein of 1749 amino acids. The record is from RefSeq and is a predicted model, not a curated record. Lineage: Eukaryota; Metazoa; Chordata; Actinopteri; Clupeiformes; Engraulidae. Gene Ontology annotation, biological process: signal transduction. The transcript has 20 exons. Gene Ontology annotation, cellular component: cell-cell junction; cytoplasm.